UGCAUUCCGACGGCGGUACCGGGAUCAACCCGGAGCAAAUAGAGAAGCUUCGCGAACUUGCAAAGGAGGCUUCGAAGGACGCGGUAACGGCAGUAGUGCACAUCUCGAGCUGGGAGGGAGUGAGAAACUACAUCUACAACCACGCCGAAGCGGUGCUGCCGCUCCGCCCGUAUCUGCUCCCAAAAAACAAUCCCAAGCACAAGCCCAUCGCCCUCUUCAAAACCGACGUCGCAGCACAUGAUGCACUAGUCAAAGUAGCAAAAAAGGCAGACCCGAAGCUACGAAAGUAUCCUAUAGACUGGCAAACAAUCCUCUACUUCGUCGGGUUUGGCGACGCGUCGAAAAUUAAGUGGAGCGUGAGCCUGUGGGGCUCGUACGAAGAAGAACCAAAAAUGCGGCUGCACGACAACGCGGAUCAGAUGUGGCGCACGGAGCUAAGCUGGCCAGCAAAAACUAGAGAGCUCCGCUGCAUGAAGAAUUUCUUCAAGUACCUGUACCCGCUGACGGAAGGUGUAAAUCUCGUCUACUGUCACGACCACCUGUCAAACAGCCCAGAACAGCUCCUCUCCUCCCUUGACGGCGUAAACGUCGAUGAAGUAGUCAAACGCGACAUCCACUUCCUCAAGCCAUUUCUCGCUACGACGUGGUUCCUCCACCUGGGCGGAACCGCUCUCCGCUUUCCGGAUGGCAGAAGC
Messenger RNA from Amoebophrya sp. A120, 695 nucleotides. The record is from the annotation of a GenBank genome assembly. Lineage: Eukaryota; Dinophyceae; Syndiniales; Amoebophryaceae.